AUGCUAAGAUCACAAUUAGGCAGAGGAUCUCGGAUCCUUGCCAAGAUAACAACUACGCCAAGAACAUACUCAUCUGCGUCCGCGGUGGGCGCAACAGCAAAUGCAGGACAGAUCAUCAAGACGUUUUUUAAUAGAGACUCGACCACGGUCACUUUCUCCAUGGAGGAGUCCGACAAACCAGUUUCCGUUUGCUUCAACAACGUCUUUCUUAGGGAUGCAUCGCACGGUGCUAAUUUGGUCACUACGGGGGAACUUUACCAUAACGAGAAAUUGACUGCUCCACAGGACAUCCAGAUCUCCCAGGACGGGAAAUCUCUGGCCGUGAAGUGGCAAGAUGGCGGCGUUCAUCAGUUCCCCCUGCAAUUCUUCCUUGAUUAUAAAGGUUCCAGUUUCGUAUCUCCGGCAACAAGAAAGCAAGAAUCUAGAUUUCAGUCGCAGCUAUGGAACAAGGAGAUCUUGAAAUCUAACAUCAAGGACUUGCUAUCUGUAAACUACAAUGAGUUUAUCGACGCCAAGGACGACUCGAAGCUUUUCCAAACGCUGGUCAAUCUUCAAAAAUUCGGUAUCACUUUCAUCUCCGGUACGCCCUCUUCCUCCUCUGAAGGUCUAACCAUCCAGAAGAUCUGUGAAAGGAUCGGGCCCAUAAGGUCGACCGUCCACGGUGAAGGAACGUUUGACGUGAAUGCCUCGCAGACGACGAGCGUCAACGCACAUUAUGCCAACAAAGACCUGCCAUUGCAUACGGAUUUGCCGUUUUUGGAAAACGUGCCAGGUUUCCAAAUCUUACAGUCCUUACCCACCAGUCAGGGAGAAGAUCCCAGUACUAGACCCAUGAACUAUUUCGUGGACGCCUUUUAUGCUACACGUAACGUUAGAGAGUCAGACUUUGAAGCCUACGAAGCUUUGCAAAUCGUUCCCGUAAAUUACAUUUAUGAAAAUGGAGAUAAAAGGUACUACCAGUCCAAACCUUUGAUCGAGCAUUAUGACAGUAACGAACAAAACACUUUGCUAAGCAAUUACGAGACUUUAAUCAAAUGCAUCAACUACUCUCCGCCAUAUCAAGCACCUUUCACUUUUGGUAUUUACGACAAACCAUCAGAUUUGAACAACAAUCCGGAUCUGAAUCUAAUAACUACGCCAGCAAAGCUCACAGAGAGAUUUUUAUUUAAAUCCUUCAUUAGAGGGUUGAAUGUCUUCGAAAAUCAUAUCAAUGACUUCAACAAUCAAUUCAGAUUGCAGUUGCCCGAAAAUUGCUGUGUCAUAUUUAACAACAGGAGAAUUUUGCAUGCCAACUCUUUGACAAGUUCGAACCAAAAAUGGUUGAAAGGUUGUUAUUUCGAUUCGGACACUUUCAAGAGUAAACUAAAAUUCUUGGAAGAGAAAUUCCCUCAUGUUAAAUAA
This is a messenger RNA of Saccharomyces eubayanus, 1401 nucleotides long. It is a transcript of the gene AIM17, whose product is annotated as Aim17p. Gene Ontology annotation, molecular function: oxidoreductase activity. NCBI's taxonomy places the organism in Eukaryota, Fungi, Ascomycota, Saccharomycetes, Saccharomycetales, Saccharomycetaceae. The coding region runs from base 1 to 1401 and encodes 466 amino acids. Gene Ontology annotation, cellular component: mitochondrion. The transcript has a single exon. The record is from RefSeq and is a predicted model, not a curated record. Gene Ontology annotation, biological process: carnitine biosynthetic process.